AUGAAGGUCCUUGGCCUAGACAUGGAUCCCGAAGCUGCUCCUUCGAAGCCCCCGUCCAAGCACAGAGACAGAGGCGACCAAUGCCAAUGUGUCAUUCUAAUAAUUGUCGCAUGUCUGACCUUGGCAGCUUUUGUCUAUGUCGCCGUUCGCCAGCUCAUCGUCGAUCCCGACCUGAAUUUCGGGAGCGCAAAGUUCAGCAUGGAGCCCGUGUCCCACGCCGGGAUAUAUCGCAACGACUCGUCGCCGGCUUUCAACGUCACGCUGCACGCCAGGAGCUCCUACAAGCACAGCUUCUGCAGCGACCACAGAGGCGGGGACGUGCAGGCGGUGUACUCGGGCAUCACCGUCGCCAUGGGCCACGUGCCGCCCUUCUGCGUGGAGCCCAAAGGUUCGAUCGCCAUGACGGCGGCUGCCUCGUCAGGCUGGCUGGCUAUGCCAGCUUCGCUGCAAGAGCGUAUCGACCAUGACAGGAGGAACGGCGGGGUGGAACUGGAGGUCGAUCUCAGCUUCGCCAACGAUAUCAAGGGCUUAGUAUGGGUGCGCUGCCGUGCCAAGUUGGAUGCCACGACCACAUCACCAUGCAAAUCUUUUGGUCUGGGAUACAUUUGUUUGUGA
Molecule: messenger RNA, 615 nt
Organism: Triticum turgidum subsp. durum (durum wheat)
Lineage: Eukaryota; Viridiplantae; Streptophyta; Magnoliopsida; Poales; Poaceae
Source: the annotation of a GenBank genome assembly